AUGAUUGACAGAAAAUGUGUUAACUUUUGCUAUAAAUAUCUCGAUAAAGUUGUGCGUCUUUGCCAACAACCAAAGUUGAGCUUGAAAGCCAGUCCACCUUAUAUUUUGGAUACCAUUCCGGAUAUAUAUGAAAAGUUACAAAGAAUAAUUGCAAAUUAUGAAGAAAAUUAUGAUGCACUCUCUGAAAUAGAAUACUUUCAAAUAUAUAUUUCGACCUUGAUUGAGAAAUCCAAGCAAACUAUUAGUCUUUUCAAAAAUUCCAAAGAGAAAAUUUUCGAUAUCAACUCAGAUGCACGGUUUCGUCUGAUUAAGUUGUCGCUAGUAUAUUCACAUUUGCUAAACGAUUUAGAAGCCCUCUUCCACAUGAUACUUUCGACUCUAAGGGUUUCCGUAUAA
Schistosoma mattheei is the source of this 396-nucleotide messenger RNA. NCBI's taxonomy places the organism in Eukaryota, Metazoa, Platyhelminthes, Trematoda, Strigeidida, Schistosomatidae. The record is from the annotation of a GenBank genome assembly.